CCUGGAAGGCGAGGGGGCAAAGGGGCGGUGAGGAUGCUGAAGUUCUGAGCCCAGAGGUCACGCUGAGAGGCAGGUAUAGGGUGGGGCCGAGGGUGAGUUCCUAGGCUCCACCCUUUGCGGAGAUUAUAAAAGCCUGCGUUUCCCACCCCGUGAGGCUGAGGAGGACCGAGUGGUACCGAGGACCUCAGGGGACUUUCUGCCUGCCUGAAGAGGACAUUUUGCAGGUUUUGUUGACUAAAAGAGGCUCUCACACCGACUCCUAGCUCUUGCCUAAGACUUGCAAAGGACUAGGACCAUGGGGACGUACAAGGUGACCCCGUCUCUGGUCUUUGCCAUCACCAUCGCUGCAAUCGGCUCUUUCCAGUUCGGCUACAACACUGGGGUCAUCAAUGCUCCCGAGAUGAUCAUUACAGAGUUUAUCAACAGCACCUUGUCCCAGAAGUUGGGUAACCCUCCCAGCAAGGAGCUGCUCACGACCCUCUGGUCCUUGUCUGUGGCUAUAUUCUCAGUGGGCGGAAUGCUUGGCUCCUUUUCCGUUGGACUCUUUGUCAACCGCUUUGGCAGGCGCAACUCCAUGCUCAUGGUCAACGUGCUGGUGGUGGUCAGCGGCUGCCUCAUGGGCUUCUGCAAGAUGGCCAAGUCCGUGGAGAUGCUGAUCCUGGGCCGCUUGAUCACGGGCAUCUUCUGCGGGCUCUGCACGGGGUUCGUGCCCAUGUACAUCGGAGAGGUGUCUCCCACCAACCUGCGGGGUGCCUUUGGCGCCCUCCACCAGCUGGGCAUCGUCAUCGGGAUCCUGGUGGCGCAGAUCUUUGGCCUGAAGUUCAUCUUGGGGACUGAGGAGCACUGGCCUCUGCUACUGGCCUUCACCAUCCUCCCAGCCAUCUUGCAAAGCAUAGCGCUUCCUUUCUGCCCAAAAAGUCCUAGAUUCCUGCUCAUUAACAGAAAGGAAGAGGAGAGUGCUACAAAGAUUCUCCAGCGGCUGUGGGGCGCCCAGGAUGUGUCCCAGGACAUCCAGGAGAUGAAGGACGAGAGUGUGCGGAUGAGCCAGGAAAAGAAAGCCACCGUGCUGGAGCUCUUCAGAUCCCACAAAUACCAACAGCCCAUCAUGAUCGCCAUCAUGCUGCAGCUCUCCCAGCAGCUCUCGGGCAUCAAUGCUGUGUUCUAUUAUUCAACUGGAAUCUUUGAGGAUGCAGGCGUCCAGGAGCCCAUCUACGCCACCAUUGGAGCGGGCGUGGUUAACACCAUCUUCACUGUGGUUUCUGUGUUUCUGGUGGACAGAGCGGGAAGGAGAAGUCUGCACCUGAUCGGCCUCGGCGGCAUGGCUGUUUGUUCCAUCAUCAUGACAAUCUCUCUGUUGCUGAAGAGCUCAUACGGAUUCAUGAGCUACAUCUGCAUUGUGGCUAUCUUGAUCUAUGUGGCCUUCUUUGAGAUCGGACCCGGCCCCAUCCCCUGGUUCAUCGUGGCCGAGCUCUUCAGCCAGGGACCCCGCCCAGCCGCCAUGGCUGUGGCUGGUUGCUCUAACUGGACCUCCAACUUUUUGGUUGGACUGCUCUUCCCCUUGGCUGCAGCCGCUUUAGGAGCCUACGUUUUUAUCAUCUUCGCUGUCUUCCUAAUUAUCUUCCUGCUGUUCACCUUCUUCAAAGUCCCUGAGACCCGAGGCAGGACUUUUGAGGAAAUCACGCGGGCCUUUGAAGGGCAUGCUGAUGAUGCCCAGGAACCUGGGAAGAGCUCAGCCCUGGAGCUGAACAGCCUGCAGCCCGAAAAGGAGCCAGUUGCAGGUGUCUAGGCACCUCUGAGUGGACCGCGGACAGCGACCUCCCACCUGGCAGAGCCCUCAGAGGUGAAAGCCAGGACUGAGUGUUACCCUGCUGCCGCCCGCCCGUCUGUCUCACUCUCAGCAAGCUCUCAGCUCGGCCAGUGCCUGGGCUUCUUGAGUGCUUCACUUCUUGGACCUUCCCUGUGGGAGUAGCCAGGUGACCACACCUCGCUUCGGGCCACGCAGCCCCUCUUCUGCCCUGAGCACCAGCUCCGCUCUGGCACAAGGGAGAGAUCUGCAUGGACUCCUCACCUCACAGCUCGUGCAGCAAAGUCCACUUGAGUUGUAUUUAUUUUAUCCUCUGGUUUUAUUGCAUAAAUAUUUAUUUUUUUAAGUGAAAAUUUUACCAAGUAGUGAAGACCUAAUGAAAUGGAGGUGAGAAGGAGGUUUAACAAAAGGUUACAUAGGAAAAGCAGGUUUGAUAGCAGAGUGGUUAAGGUGCGGGAAGCCAUCGUACUACUUGACAUCUGGACUUGUUACUAAGAUGGGCUGUGUAACUAAAGGCACUGAUGGGUUUUGAUUUCAGGUGGAGUCCAAAGGGAGGUUGUUCGUGGAAAGCCAUCCUCCCCCACGGUAGACUCACUUGUUGUGUAGACCUCACACCACACCCCCUCGGGGAACCUUCCCUUGAGAACCAAAAAUACUGGUUCUCAGUAGAGUUUUGGUGUUUCUUCACUUAAAGAUAUUUUAUCUAUUUUUUAUUUUAACUUGUAGCUUUAAUGGAAUUCAGAGGAGAAUCCUCAUGGGUAAUUUGGAAUUUUUGACCUCAGCUCUGGAAAAGGAUUUUUCCUGAGCAGUCACUCUGUGCUUUUAAGUGUGCUGUCACUGCAGGGUCAGGGCUUGCUGGUCCACAUCUGAUGCUAGGUCAGGGUGCGCUGCUACCACGUUACUGUGACACCCAUUAGGUGCCCUCAGGGACCCAGAUCCUCCAGUGGACACAGUUGAGACAGUGGGAGUAAAUGACACUGGAGACUGGGAGUGUGUGCACCGUCACUUUGCUCGGGUGGAAGUAGUCCACAGCCCACUCACUUCUUGUGUUGCUAUUGCUGCCUUUUGGGUAGAAUGUAUUAAAGCCUGUCCCUGCAUGUAGAAGCAACACUGCUUCUGCUGGGUGGCAUUUGCUCCCAGAACUUCUGAUUCAGACUCAUCUGCUGUCAUUCCCUGCGGAAGGGAGGGAAGGACAGCCACCUCUCUGCCUCCACAGGCCGAGGUGGAGGGGAAGGGAAGAGGAGAGCUCGGGGCCACCCAGGUGGUUCUGGGGGGCUGUGGGGAGAGGAGGUGGUAAACUUUCAGGGGAACAAGAAGCAAAUGAAGACUGGCUUCCAGUUGGAGGGGUUCAGAUAGCCAAGGGACAGUGGGUUUGACUGCUGCCACGGGCCACCACGUCUCCACAGUCCCCUCAUCCCCCAGCCCUCUCACCCCUCUCCUCCUGCUCACAGGUUACCCUGUCUCCUUCCCCUCCUUGGUGCUCACACAUUUCAGACCCUCUGGGCAGACAAUGGUGUUCUAGUUCUUGGUUCCCACUGGUCCACUGUUCAGGGACCUUUGGAUAAACACUGUAGCUAGGGAGAGAGGCUUGGUUGGAAAAGGCCACUUUCCUCAAGCUGCACCUCUUCUGCCUCUGCAGUGGCUUUGCGGUAAUGCAGGUUAGAGUUGUUCCGAUUUCUGGGCAACCAGGUUGUAAAUAUUUCCACAUGGAUUUUCUACUAUUAAUGUUACUGUGGUUUUGUUUUGAAAUAAAAGUUCUAAAUGUA
Cavia porcellus (domestic guinea pig) is the source of this 3570-nucleotide messenger RNA. RefSeq names its product solute carrier family 2, facilitated glucose transporter member 3. Gene Ontology annotation, biological process: dehydroascorbic acid transport. Bases 296 to 1786 code for a protein of 496 amino acids. Lineage: Eukaryota; Metazoa; Chordata; Mammalia; Rodentia; Caviidae. Gene Ontology annotation, molecular function: D-glucose transmembrane transporter activity. Gene Ontology annotation, cellular component: plasma membrane. The transcript has 10 exons. The record is from RefSeq and is a predicted model, not a curated record.